Messenger RNA from Camelina sativa (false flax), 894 nucleotides. The record is from RefSeq and is a predicted model, not a curated record. NCBI's taxonomy places the organism in Eukaryota, Viridiplantae, Streptophyta, Magnoliopsida, Brassicales, Brassicaceae.
AUGCCGUGGGCAACACGAAGGAUAUGUUACUACCAUCUCCAACAAAAGAUAAUUUCUAAUUUCCGUGGGAAGCAACUGAUGUACUUGGUGAAAGGGGCAGCAUAUGCGCAUAUGUAUGAUGAUUACAACCACUACAUGGCUUCCCUUACUAACGUAAAUCCGGCCCUUGCAGCGUACUUGAAUGAGGCAGAUCCAGCUUUAUGGUCUCGAGUUUACUGUCCAGGAGAUAGAUACAACAUCAAGACUAGCAACAUUGCAGAAUCUAUUGACUCCAUGCUAAAGAAAGCCAAAGGUUAUCCCAUCACAUAUCUCAUUGAGUUUAUUACGAAAAAGUUAGGUAGGUGGUAUUGGAAAAGACGAAAGGAUGCAUUUAGUCUGGCAACCACUUUUGGCCGGGGUGUUGAGUUCUUAUUGGCCGUAAGGGAGCAUUACGCAGAUAUGAUGAAGGUAAAACGCAUUGAUGGCUGGCGUUUCUACGUUAGGGGUGGGCAACGUGACUGUUUGGUUGACUUGGAAGCAAAAUCUUGUUCAUGCGGGGUGUUUGAUGUUGAGAAAAUGCCAUGUUCACAUGCAAUUAAGGCUGUCAAGUCAAGCGGAUGGCAUAUGUCUACCGUAGUCGAAGCUUACUAUAGAAAAGAUUAUGUCUAUGCGUCGUACGCGGCUACCAUCAUGCCCAAUGUCGAGCACCAUCCAAUUGGGCCAGAUAUCCGAUGUAUACCUCCCAUUCCGAAGCAGAAGCCUGGAAGGCAAAAGAAGUCUCGUUGGCUAACAUGGCUAGAACUGUCACGUAAAAAUGGGAGCAAGCCGAGGAAGUCUCAUAAGCAAUAUGCUUGUUCAAAAUGCAGACAGCCUGGACAUACUCGACCUCAUUGUGUAAGUAACAAUCCCACUUGA